UUGUAUGUAUUUACAUGUCGGCCUAUGGGCACAUAACAUUAUCACCAAGGCAUGAAGUACACUGGGAAGAGACGUGGUCAGUCUAUUUGCCCAUCAACGCCUCACACCCCUAUCCACCUUCUUGUUUUCCCAUGUCCACACAAUCCCGCUCUUCCUUCUUAAAGCAAAAAGCAUUAACUAGUAACCACUUAGCUAGGAAUUCAACAAAAACAAACAAUACACUAGCUGCUAGCAACUCUUUUACUUCUCCCCCAGAAACAAUAAACAAUCUCACUUGCAGAGUUUCAAACUAGGCCAUAUAUGGCUCAGACCAUGUUGCUCACUUCUGGUGUUUCUAGUCAUGGACUGGAUUUGAAGAGGCAACCCUUGAGACUUGGGGCCAAACCCUACUCUCAAUUCUCAUUCUCCCAAUUUCCAACUCCUCCUUCUUCUUUUUCUUCCUCAUCCUCUGCAUUUAGGAUCAAUGCUUUGUUCAAAUCAAAAACCAAAGCUGCCCCUGCCAAGAAGGUUACCCCAGUAAAGCCAAAGGUUGAAGAUGGUAUUUUUGGCACCUCCGGAGGGAUUGGUUUUACCAAGGCAAAUGAGCUUUUUGUGGGUCGUGUGGCCAUGAUUGGCUUCGCUGCAUCUCUGUUGGGAGAAGCUAUAACUGGAAAAGGGAUUCUAGCACAAUUGAAUCUGGAGACUGGAAUUCCCAUUUAUGAAGCUGAGCCUCUUCUUCUUUUCUUCAUCCUUUUCACCCUUCUCGGAGCCAUUGGAGCUUUGGGCGAUAGAGGCAAGUUUGUCGAUGACCCUCUUACUGGGAUUGACAAGGCUGUUAUUCCUCCGGGAAAAGGAAUCAGAUCGGUAUUAGGUCUUAAAGAAGGAGGUCCGCUCUUUGGAUUCACAAAGUCAAAUGAGCUAUUCGUGGGGCGAUUGGCUCAGCUGGGUAUAGCUUUCUCCUUAAUUGGAGAAAUCAUCACAGGGAAAGGAGCUCUGGCACAGCUAAACAUUGAGACCGGGGUUCCCAUCAGUGAACUAGAACCCCUUUUGCUGUUCAAUGUUGCCUUCUUCUUCUUUGCCGCAUUGAAUCCUGGUACCGGCAAAUUUGUGACAGAUGAGGAAGCAGAAGAUUAAAUAUGUUGGGUCGGGAGUCUUGUUUCCAACAAACCGUCAUUCAGUUUUUCUUCAUCUAUGUAUCAGUGAUUUCAAACUAAAACGCUAGUGAUUCCUCUCUCUCUCUCUCUCUGAGCAUUAGUGCGGUGUUCAUACUGUAAGGCUCUUGCUCUUGUCAGUUGAUUUUGUUUCAAUUAAUCAUGAGGAUCUAUCUUAUGA
Messenger RNA from Rhododendron vialii, 1311 nucleotides. Its product is annotated as photosystem II 22 kDa protein, chloroplastic. The record is from RefSeq and is a predicted model, not a curated record. Lineage: Eukaryota; Viridiplantae; Streptophyta; Magnoliopsida; Ericales; Ericaceae. The coding region runs from base 301 to 1113 and encodes 270 amino acids. The transcript has 4 exons.